AUGACAUUUCGUUUACCUAAUGGCUUGUGCAUUCCUUCGAUUGCAUUUGGCACCGGUACAUCGUGGUUUCGAGGGAAUAACGAUGAUCCAGUUAAUCGUAAAUUAAUCAAUUGCAUAAAAAACGCUAUAGAACUUGGCUAUCGUCAUAUAGACACAGCUGAAAUGUAUGGGACAGAACGCGAAGUUGGGAUAGCAAUUAAAGAAUCUAUAUGCAAUCGUGAUGAAAUAUAUAUAACAACAAAAAUAUAUUGUGGUCUUGAGAAUCCUGAGCAAGCAUUGAACAACUCACUGAAUUAUUUACAAACUGACUACAUUGAUUUAUAUUUGAUACAUUCACCUUAUUUCGAUAAAACAAAUGAUGAUCAUGCAAUUCCUCAUAUACCUGAGAAUAUCAAUUUAGAACAUGUAUGGAAACAAAUGGAAACAUUUGUUGAAAAUGGUCGAGUAAAAUCAAUUGGUCUAGCUAAUUUUCAAAUAAAACAUAUAAAACAAAUCUUAUCAGUUGCACGUAUAAAACCCGUGGUUAAUCAGAUUGAAUAUCAUCCACAACUACAACAGCGUGAACUUAUUCAAUAUUUAAACGCAAAUAAAAUUCUAAUCGAAGCUUACACACCUCUGGCUUGCUUAGUGCAUAAUCCAGGCACAUCGUUAGAUAGAAUUAUUGAACAAUUAGCUCAAAAAUAUCAAAAGAAACAAGUUCAAGUGUUACUCAAAUGGUCUUUGCAAAAACAACAUGUGGUGGUGACAACAUCAUCAGAUUAUACUAGACAAAAAGAGUCAAUUGAUAUCAGUGAUUUUCGAUUAUCCAAUGAUGAUAUGGACAAAAUUGAUGAAGAAGGAUCAAAAUAUUAUUUCCGAAAACAUUGGAAAAAGCAAAUUGAAAACGACUAG
Messenger RNA from Didymodactylos carnosus, 891 nucleotides. The record is from the annotation of a GenBank genome assembly. Lineage: Eukaryota; Metazoa; Rotifera; Eurotatoria; Philodinida; Philodinidae.